Molecule: messenger RNA, 7956 nt
Organism: Plasmodium falciparum 3D7
Lineage: Eukaryota; Apicomplexa; Aconoidasida; Haemosporida; Plasmodiidae
Product: proteasome activator complex subunit 4 C-terminal domain-containing protein
Molecular function (GO): proteasome binding; peptidase activator activity
Source: RefSeq, a predicted model, not a curated record
AUGCUUGAUGUGUUUAGAGAAUUAAAUAAUUAUACUAACUUUUUACCGAAAAAUAUCAAGGCAAAUGUAAAUAAAGAAAAAUAUGAAAUACUUAGUGAAAUAAAAAGAAUAGUAUUUUUAAAAAAAAGAAAUUCCUAUAAUGUUGCAUCAGUCAUAAAACUAUUUAAUACAUAUGAGGUAAUAAAUACGAAAAAGUACAAGUCGUUUCAUUUUUACAUUUUUAUGAUUCGAUAUUUAUGGAAUUCAUUACAAAAUAAAAGUAUCAGCCCAAAUUUGAAAUGUUAUAUUUGUCAAUGUAUUUCUAGUAUAUUUAAGAAUAUUAAAAAGUAUAUUUUGUAUGAUUUCUUUUUUGAAUAUGAUAGAAAAUUAAUUUUGAAAGAAGAGAAUGGAAAAAAUGAAAAUGUAGCUAAAUGUGUGGAAUCUCAUUUUGACAAAGGUAUGAAAAGUGAUUGUACUAAUAAUUCGUAUGCUUAUAUGAGUGAUAAUUAUUAUGAUGAAUAUCAAAAUUUACAUGAAGGGAGUGAAUUAGACAGUAGUAUUAAUGAUAACAAGCUUAAUAUAUUUAAUGAUGUGUAUGUUACUUGUAAUGGAAUAUAUGAAAAAAAUAAAAAAAAAGAAGAUGAAACAUUUUUAAAUGAAGAGGUUAUAAUUAAUGGGAAAGAUGAAAGUUUUCGUUUAUAUAUUCAGAAAUGUAUAUUCAAUAUUAUUGAUUAUAAAUAUUUAUUCAAUUUACUUUAUGAAUACUUAAGUAAUAAUAACAAUAAUUAUAUUAAUAAUAAUAAUAAUAAUAAUAAUAAUAAUAAACAUGAUGAAUAUAGUCAUAAUGCUUAUAAAAGUUAUAUGGGUGCUAUACUAAACCUUUUAAACCAUAUAAAAUAUUUUUGUUAUUACAAUAUUGAUGUACAUAAUUUAUUAGUAGAAUUUGCUUUAAAUAAUGAUUAUUCAUAUUUAUAUGAAGAAUAUGUAGAUAGUAACGAUAAAGAAGGUUUAUUUUCUGAAGAAGAUUAUUUUGAUAAGAAUAAUGUUAUUUUUUUAAUAAAUAGAAAAUUAAAUGAAAGAAAAAAUAUACAUAAUAAUAAUGAUGAUUAUAAUACAAAUUGUGAUGAAGAAUAUAUUAAGGCUGAUAAUAUAAUAAAUAUUAAUAAAGAUGGACAAAAUGAUUCUUGUGAUAUGUUAGAAAAAAAUACAAAUGUAAAAAAUAUUGAUAAUAUUACGAAUGAAUAUGAUAAUACAUUAAUGGAAAAAAGACAUGUGCAGAAUAACUAUUUAAAUAUAGACAAAUCAGUAUGUGAUAUAAAAGAUUUAGAAGUAUGUACAAGAUAUAAUACCAUAUUUUUAAAUUAUGUUUUGUUGAGUCAGUUAAGUUCUCAUGAUUUGUGUUAUAAAUUAAUUAAAUAUAAAAAGGUACUUUAUCUUUAUAAAAAAAUAAGACGAUUUAAUUGGAAUUGUAUUAAUUAUGCAUUUGUUAAUAUUAUAUAUAAAGGUUUAAAAUAUGCAUAUAUAUAUAAUUUAAAUAUUGAAAAUGAAAUGCAAGAAAUUCUUCAUGUAAUUUACUUUCUAUUUUUAUUUUAUAUAAAAUUACCAAGUAAUGUGCAGCUAAAUUCAUCUAAAUAUUUUAUACCAGAAGAUUACAAUUUGUUAGUCAAUGAUAACGAAAGUGUAGUCAAAGUUAUUUCGAAAAUUUUUGUUUUCUUGUUAAACAAGAAAUAUAAGAAAGGAAAUCAUAAUCCAUCUAAUAAAAACGAAAAUGAUCCCCAAGAAUUAUUAUAUAAAUUUCUUUCCACCAUGAAUGAGAAAAAUUUUACCAUGACAGAAAUGAACACAAAUAAUAGCAACACAAAUUUUAUGUAUAAUAAUACAAAUGGUAAUAAUAAUAAUGACAAUAAAAAUGACAAUAAUAAUGACAAUAAUAAUGACAAUAAUAAUGACAAUAAUAAUGACAAUAAUAAUGACAAUAAUAAUGACAACAAUAAUGACAAUAGUUGUGAUAAUUCUCUUCGGGAGAAUUUUUUCCCCAUAUUUACAAACAUUGAUACAUACGAAUAUCUAAAUAUUAUUACCUCAUUAUUUAUGCCACAUAUUCAUCCAUCCAAUAUAGGAAAACAUAUCGGGAAUAUCAAUUUAUUUAUUAAUUCCUUCUUAUAUUGUUUUAUUAGAAAAAUGAAAAGGGAAGAAAUUUAUUUAAAACGAAAGAAUAAAAAAACUGAAUUUUGUAAAAAAAUGGAAAAUAACAAAAUAAAUGGAACUUCACAUCUUGAUAAUACUAAUACAAAUAAUGAAUAUUUAGAACAAAAAUAUAUGAAUGAUUAUGUUAAUAAUUUUUUUAUUAUGGAAGAUGAUAAAAAGUUUGUAAUAGAGAAAUUUAUGGCCUUAGCUGUUCAAGGGAUGUUUCCAAAAAGUAAUAAAGGAAUUAGUUUAUUUGAAAAUAUUUUAAAACAUUUAUGUAUUAUUGAUAUAAAUUGUUUAGAUAUAUUUGUUAAGAAGAUAAUGGAUUGUUUAAUGAACGUUAAUAUUUCAACACAAAUAUGUAAUUGUCUAUUAUCUUUAUGUUUGUUAUUACCAUUAUUAAUAAAAUAUAAAUCAAAAUAUUUAAAAGAUAUCUUAUAUGUUAUGAAUAUGGGUAUAGAUAUAUGUGAUGUCUAUAAAAGUUUUACAAUUUUCUCUUUUCUGAGUAUUUUAUUUUCAUACAUAUCUAUUGUAAAAUUAGAUACUUGUACAAAUGAUGAUUAUACUUUAGCUAUUGAUGAAUAUAAAAAAAUGAUAUCUUUAUUUAGUGAGGAUAAUAAAAAAAUGUUGAAUAAGGAAGAUAUAAAAAAAUUAUUAAUAGAAAGAAAAGAAUUGAUUGAUUAUAUGUGUUAUUGGGUAUAUGAAUUUUUUGAUAAAAUUCUAUAUUUCAUUAAGUUUUCCAAGAGUCAAAAAAGUAAAGAUAGUAAAAAACAAAAUGGAGAUAAUAAAGACAAUAAAAUAGAAAAUGAUUUAUAUACAGGAUUAAAGACAACAAUAAUCUCUUUGUUUAUUCAUUUAGAUCAUAAAAUAGUAUAUGAUUUAAGUCAAAGAUUUCUAAAUAAUAUUGAAUUAGAAAAUUCCAAAUUUUUAUCCAUUAUACCAUAUGCUAUAAGUUUAGUAGAUAAUAAAAAAAUAUUUGAUCUUUUGUUUAAUGCCUUUUAUAAAAAAUUGAUAAUAAAAAAGAAAAAGAAAAGAAUAAUUAUAUUAUCCAGUGCAAAUAAUAAUAUGAAUAACAUGAAUAAUGAAACAUCAAAAUGUCAACAAACAUCUUUAGAAUCUCAACAAAUAGAAGAAUAUUAUGUUUAUACGAAAAAUGAAUAUGCAAAUGAUGAUACUGUAAAAUGUUAUUUACAGUUUUUGUCAAGUUUAAUGAGAAGAGCAAAAAAUGAAUUUCUCAAUGUAGAAGAUAUAUAUCAAUUAAUUAAAAUAUAUAUAGUGGAAGAUAAUAUUUCUGUGUUCAAAUAUAUAUGUAAAAUUAUAUAUAGAUUUUUAGAAUAUAAUUUUAGUGUAACAAUAAUGGAUUAUUCAUGUUUUCCAAUAAAUGAAAAAAUGAGUAAUAAGGAAAAAUUAUGUACAGCAGCAUAUUGGGGAAUACCGUGGCAUGUCAUAGUAUAUUAUGAGAAUAUCAUGAAUCAUACAAACGUUUCUCCAAAUCGAAUAAAUCAUACAAAUGUUUUAUCAAAUCGAAUAAAUCAUACAAAUGUUUUAUCAAAUCAAAUAAAUGAUACUAAUGUUUCGCCAAAUCGAAUAAAUCAUACAAAUGUUUUAUCAAAUCAAAUAAAUGAUACAAAUGUUACACCAAAUCAAAUAAAUGAUACAAGUGUUUCGCCACACAAAUCAAAUGAUACUAACGUUUCUCCAAAUCAAAUAAAUGAUACUAAUGUUUCUCCAAAUCAAAUAAAUGAUACAACUGUUUCGCCACACAAAUCAAGUGAUACUAACGUUUCUCCAAAUCAAAUAAAUGAUACAACUGUUUCGCCACACAAAUCAAAUGAUACAAACGAAUUAAUAAAAUGGAAAACACCAUUAUUAGAAGAUGUAAAGGUAGGCAAAAAGUUUAUUUUUUUUCUUUUGGAUUAUUUAAUAGACUUACUAAUUCAAUGUGAUAUUCCAAUUAAUACACCUAAUAUUUUAAGGUAUAUUGAAAAAAGAAAGUUAGAUGAAAAUAGGAGGAAAAUAGAAUGGAAAUUUUCCUUAACAUAUGCUAAUGUUAUAUCAAGAAUAUAUAAAGUUAUAAAAUGUAUAAUUAAACCAACUAGUUUUCUAUAUCCAGAUGAAAGAUAUAAUUAUAAUAAUUUAUUAACCAAAUGUCAUGUUAUUAAUUCGAAAUUAUCUUUCGUUUUAUAUGUAUAUAUAUCAGAAAUUGUUAUUACCUUAUCUUUACACGUGUUAAAAGUACCUGCAAAUAUUUUAGAUAUGUCCACAUUUAUUCGUGCAUGUAAUGAUAAUGAAGAAAAGACUGAGAACAGUUCAAAUGAAAAAAUAGUCCAAAAUAUGGAUAAUAAAAGUGAACUCAAAAAAUUAAAAGAAGAAUUUUAUAAUAUAGUUAUAAAAAAUAGAGAAAAAGAUAUAAAAGCUGAUGCAAAAGUUCAAAGGAAAAUGAUUAAAAACAUACAUUUCUUAUUAUUAAAAUGUAAUGAAAAUGCAAACUCAAGUUUAUAUAAUGAAUAUAUUAAUAGUGUGUUAUCAUUUACAUAUAAUAUUUAUCCUUAUAGUUAUAAUUAUGAUAUAAUAAAAAGUCAAUAUAUUAAUAAUAUAUUUUAUUUAUUUAAUGAAAGAUUAAAACAAAGAAAAAAAAAUUAUGCUUUCCGUGGAUUUAGAAAACAAUUAUGUAAUAUUUUAUUCUAUAUUAAUUUAUCUAUUUAUUCUCAAGUGCGAUCUUAUGCUCAAAAUACAAUUAAAUUAAUUUUGCCAUCUUUUAAAAUGAUUAAGGUUUCCUUUUUAAAAACAUGUGCCUUUUAUUUGAAAAAUUACAUUAAGUUGUAUUUGCUUUCCAAGGGGGAUAUCUUACGAAAGAAGAAAACAUUGGAUGAUUCAAAUGAUGGAGAAUUAAAAGAACAAAACAUGAAAAGGGAUGUAAUAAAUAAGGAAAAUAUAUCUAUAGAGAAAAAUGAUGAGGAGGAAAGCGCUAUUCAAAACACAUCGGAACACAUUAACAAUACUGAAUUUGUAAAAGAAAGUAAUAUAUCCAAUGAAUAUGAUAAUAAUAUUAAUAAUGCAUCUAUUAAUAAGUGGAGUAGCUUAAAAAGUUUAAAUGAUUUAAAUAAUAAUGAUUAUUUUGAAAAUAAAUGUAUUAGCUCAUUUAAUGGAAUAAUAGUAAGUAUUUUAAACAAUAUGGGGUUAAUAAAAAAAAUUAGUACUGAUGUGUAUUUAUUGAAAAAGUUUCUUAAAGUUAUUAUUAGAAUUUUAAGAUUAGAUAUACAGAAAGAAGAUAUAACUAUGAAAUGUAUGAAAUUAGUUUAUUCCAUUAUUAAUAAUAGAUUUAUUAAAAAGAGUGUAGAAGAAAAGAGAAAAAAGAAAAAAAUAAAUAAACUUUUUUUAUGUUUAAAGGAAGAAAGUGAAAAAAAGAAUAAUGUAUAUUCACAAAUUGUUAUUAUGUCAUUUUUAAUUUGUUUUAAUUAUUUUGUAGUAGAGAAUCAUUGUGAAUUUUAUUUUAAUUAUUUAGUAGAAAAUUUGUCUAUCAAAAAAAAUGUUCAUGUAUAUAAUUUAGCAUUUUGUGGAUUUAUUAAAAUGUUGAAAUAUUUAAAUGAUUUUCAUUUGAAAGGUGUUAUGCCAAAACAUAUAGCACUCACAUUUGAAACAGAUAAAAUUUAUAAAAAUUUUAUUGAUAUAUGUAUAUAUAAAAAUUUAAAAAACAAGAAGAAAAACAACAGUAUGAAUGCAAUAAUAAUUAAUUUGUCCAAAAUUCAAAAGCCAUUCAAAGGUUUUACACAAAUAAGUGAAACUUAUCUAAAAGAUUUCUAUUCUUAUUAUGUCUUCUUUGAAUUUUUAGUUAAUAUACAAAAUACUUAUUUUGAAGAAAUGCAAGAGAAAGAGGCUCGUUUGCAUACAAUGGAAAACUUGAUGAGAGAUGAAAAUUAUAAUAAGGAUAUAACAGAAGAACAAACUAUAAAAGAAAAUGUAGAUGCACAUAUAGUUGAAUGUAUAAGUACACAUAAUGGAAAUGAUAAUGGGGAAUAUAUUUCCGAUCAUUUAAACAAACAUAAUUUAGAAGAAAAAGAAGGAAACCAUAUUUCUUGUAAUGAAAACAUGAUAAGUGAUAAAGCAAAUGAUUCGGGUGAUAAUAAUAAUAAUAAUAAUAAUAAUAAUGAGAAAGAACCAAGAAAUGAUAUUACCUAUAGUGAAAAUUUAAAUGUUAAAAAUUGUAAAUUGAAAUAUUUUGAAAUGGUACUUAUAAUAUUAAAAGAAUUACAAAUGGAUAUACAUUAUUCUGAUAAUGAAUAUAAGUGUGCAUUUAUAUCAAUAUUGUGCCCUUUACUUUUAUCGAUAAGAAAACUAAGAAAUAAAGAAGAAUCUGAAGAUAUAAUAAAAGUUAUAGUAAAUUUAUUAGAAAAAGAAAUUGCCAUAGUAAAUAUUGAAGUAUUUAAUGUUUGGAUAUAUUGUUUUCAUUUGUUAUUUAUUAAUAUAAAAAAGAAAUAUAUUCAUGUAUAUAAUAAGUUAUUUGAUUUCUGUUUAAGGUUUAAUGUUCAAGAUAUAUCUAAUGUAACAUUUAAGAAAAAAAUGCAAUUAUUAGAUAUUAUGCUUUUAUAUAGUCUUCAUAAAAAUGUUUACAUGUUGGAUAACAGCUUAAUGACUUUGGUAAAAUUAAUUGAAAAUGAUAACAUAUCAGUUAGACAAAUUAUAGGUGAUGUAUUUUGUUAUAUGUUAUAUGUCUUAUAUGAUAAUAAACAUUAUGAACAUUUGAAAUGUAUGUAUUAUAAUAUCUUAUUAUUUUUAUAUACAUCAGCUAACAAUGUUAUUACAUAUUUAGAGGAAAAUAGUAUAAGCUUAUCAAAACAGUCGAAAUAUAUAUAUAUAUUAGAAACAUGUGCAUAUUUAACACUUACAGCAUUUAAUAAUAAAUGUAUGUAUGUAUUUAACAACUUAAGUAUUAUAUUUUUAAAGAUGUUCAUGUUAUCAUUUCAGUUGGUUGAUGUGUUUAUUAAUGGAUUGGUUAGUAAAGCAAUCAAUUGCUUUUUAUGUCCAUCUUUAUAUUUAUUCAAAUUUGAUAUAAUAAAUAGUAGUAAUAAUAAUAUACAAAUAUAUGAUAUAAAUAAUAAUAAUGAUAAUAAUUUAAAGAAUGUGGGUUUCCCAGAGCAAGUGCAUAAUUUAAAUAUUUUAUUAGAAGAAGAUAUAGGAACCUUAGUUAUUAAAAAUAUAAGCAAUUUGAUUAACAAAUCUAAUUGGAAAAUAAGAAAUUGUGCCUUACAAUUUUGUUAUUAUUUUCAUUUGUAUUAUUGUAUUUUCUUUUAUAAUAAAAAAGAAAAUGCUUUUCUUUUAAAUAUGUUUAUAUCAUUAUUAGUUGAUAGUUAUAUUGAAAUUCAAAAUUUAUCACGUGAUAUUUUAUCAUCUGUAUUUUGUUAUUAUGAUAAUAAGACACUUCAAAUCUUUUCCAGUUAUUUUCUAUCCAUACUAAAUGAUCAUAAAAAUUUACAAAAACUACCUUCCAUAUCUAAAAAAACUUCAUUCAAAAUCAUAGACAAAAAAAAAACAGUUUCUAUUUAUGCACUUAUAAGUAUUGUUAAUUCUUUCCCAAAUUACAUACCCCCAUGGUUACCAAAUAUAUUAAUAAGUGUAGCAAAAUUGUCUAACAGUUCUUCACAUGUUAUAAAAAAAGAGAUAGAAAAGUGUAUUCAAAACUUUUUAAGAACACAUAAGGAUGAAUGGGAAUACAAAUAUAAACAAAUAUUUACAGAAGAACAGUUAAAUAUUUUGGACUUAUAUAAAGGAGAGCUAAAUUAUUUCACAUAA